Molecule: messenger RNA, 2210 nt
Organism: Pieris brassicae (large cabbage white)
Lineage: Eukaryota; Metazoa; Arthropoda; Insecta; Lepidoptera; Pieridae
Product: G protein-activated inward rectifier potassium channel 4-like
Exons: 3
Coding region: 94-1239 (381 amino acids)
Biological process (GO): potassium ion import across plasma membrane; regulation of monoatomic ion transmembrane transport
Cellular component (GO): plasma membrane
Molecular function (GO): inward rectifier potassium channel activity
Source: RefSeq, a predicted model, not a curated record
UUAAUUAAAGAUGUAUGUUACGAUUAUACGUUUUCGUGUCAAUUAUUCAGCUGUUGAGUAAAAUCUAAUGAUUUUCUUUAGGAAAAGAAAAAAAUGGUUUUUAAUGAACCUUUAAGUACAGACGAGAUUCCACCUCCAUUAGUUCCAGGAAUUUAUCGUCCAAAAAAUCGUGUCCCUGGUAUCAAUUCAUAUACACGUAGGAAAAACAUACGUGCCGUACUCAAAAAUGGUUACCUGAAUAUCGAAAGUAAAUCAAAACAAAGACAACUGUUCUCCAACUACAUCGUAUCACUCGUUGAAGCAAGGUGGAGGUGGACCCUUCUCAAUUUUGUAAGCGCACACACAUGCAUUUGGCUUUUUUUUGGAACUAUCUAUUGGAUUAUUUCGUAUAACCAUGACGACUUCUUACCUCUACACAUUUCUCAAAACGAUUCAAAGACAACACCGUGCAUACGAAAUUUAUAUGGGUUUACUUCGGCUUUCCUCUUCAGCAUCGAAGUUCACACAACAGUCGCAUACGGAAAGCGAGCAAUCACACUUGAAUGUCCCCAGACUGUAACUGCGAUGUGCUUACAAUGCAUUGUGAGCUCAAUAUUCCAGGCAAUAAUGGUCGGCAUACUUUUCGCAAAGUUGACUCGUCCUCGAGCCAGGACGCAGACAAUUCUUUUCAGCAGACAAGCAGUUAUAAAUCUGAGAAAUGACAAAUUCUGUCUAAUAUUCAGAGUCGGCGAUAUGAGGAAGUCUAGAAUAUUGAAUAUAAAGCCUCAAGCCUACGUAAUAAGGUUUCAAACUCAGCACAAACAGAUGACUAUCAGCGAUCAAAUUGAAUUGAAUGUUGAUGUAGAUGAAUGCGAACAAACUUUUUUUCUAUGGCCAAUUACGGUGGUCCAUUGGAUAGAUGAACAGAGUCCGUUUUACAAACUAUCAGCAGCUGACCUGUUGUGUAGUAAAAUAGAAAUACUCGUCGUUUUUGAAGGUAUGAUAGAAUCAACCGGUCAAUCGGUGCAAGCGCGGUCGAGUUUUAUAGAGUGUGAUAUAUUUUGGGGUCAUAGAUUUGCUACGAUGAUUGGCUAUGAUACAGAGAGGAUGAUGUAUGAUGUCGAUUUUUCAAAGCUAUCAGAAAUUCAACAGGUCGACACUCCUUUGUGUUCUGCGAGUGAAUUUAGCACAUUGUUAUCAGUCAUUUCGGACACUUCACGGGAGUUCAAUACAUCGCAAGAAUUUAAUGAACGGACGUGAGUUGUAACAAAGAGGUGGUUUAAUUCUCUGAGUAUUUAAAUAUGUAAUUUCUAAAUUCAAAUAACUACCUCAAUUUUUUAUUGACUUGGCCUUCGAGUGCCCCUUUUAACAGUUUUAUUUGAAAUUGAUACUCACUACUGUGUUUCAUACAAUAAUUAAAAUCAAUUUUUCAAAAAAAAUUAAAACAAGUUCUAAUGAGAAAGAAAUACAAAUUUUCUACCAGUUAAAUGUAUAUAUAAGACUGUAAAAAUGAUAGUUAUAGCUUGGUAAUCAUAGUUUUCUAAUGUUUUUUUUUCAUUCGCUGAUGCUUUUAUCUUUUGCCAUGACAAAAAAAUAUAUUAGUGGCCCUGUUUCGUGAUCAGUUGUCAAUCUAAUAGGCAAUUACUUGAUCAACCUGCAGGGUUUGACACACGCCUUUGACUUUUUGGGUCUAAGACCAAUGACGAAUGUUAAAUGCGCACAUAGACAGUCUAUUGGUGCACAGAAGGGGAUCGAACCUACGACCUUAGGGAUGAGGGACGCAUGCGGAAGCCACUAGCCAAACACUCCUCGCAUUUCAUGAUAUACGAAAUAAACUCUCUCCACAAGUUACGAAAAAGGUUUGCGUUAUCGAAAUUAUUAUAUUAUAUUACGCAGGCUUGACUCAAACGAAUUCAAAGUAAAUUUUGAAAAUAACGUAUUCAAAAUUUUGAAGAAGUUAUAACAAGAUUUAAGAUGAGCUUUAAUAAAUUAGUAAAGUUUUUAUCAGUGUUUCAAAAUUAAUUAGCAAAAGGUUUGAAUCAAAUGGCUGAAUACACAUACUAUCAUGUUAUGUAAACGUAUCAAAUAUCAAAAUAUUGUGAAAUAAAAAGACGUGUUUACUGUUCACUAAGUAGUUUAUGUUAUUGUAAUUAAAUAUUUCGAUGAAAGUUGUAAAAAAUAAAACACCUAUUAAAAUGUUACAUUAUUGAUAGUCCUUUUUUGUUUAGCAU